Messenger RNA from Frankliniella occidentalis (western flower thrips), 5153 nucleotides. Its product is annotated as ubiquitin-protein ligase E3C. Lineage: Eukaryota; Metazoa; Arthropoda; Insecta; Thysanoptera; Thripidae. The coding region runs from base 348 to 3557 and encodes 1069 amino acids. Gene Ontology annotation, molecular function: ubiquitin protein ligase activity; protein binding. The transcript is spliced from 17 exons. Gene Ontology annotation, biological process: ubiquitin-dependent protein catabolic process; protein polyubiquitination. The record is from RefSeq and is a predicted model, not a curated record.
CAGCUGCAGGAGACUCGAAGGCUGUGAGAAAUCAUCAUCAUGUUUUGCUGAUGACUAUUUUCAUGGCCCUAUUAUUUCCCCAUUGAUUAAUUGAAAAUAGAUUGUACGGUGCUUAGGAUUUCAUAAAACAAAACUUAUAUUAUAGAAUCUUUCUAUCCAUGCUCAAUUUACCCUCCCAUUGUUAUUGACAGACCUACACUAAAUGCCGAAAUAUGCAAGUUGUGUUUAAUUUGUCAUCGAACCAUCGUAAACAAACUUGCUGAGUCAAAGGUGUUGUAGUUGAUACCCUCUAUGGACAAGAAGCUGUUUUUGAUCAAUUUCCAUAAAAAGUAGUGGAGGACAUCAAAAUGUCACAAUAUCAGUUCGAUGGAGAGUUCAGGCGUAUGCCUCAGCAAUCGUAUGGAGGUGCAAGCAAAGUCGAAGAUAGGAGUGAACUCAUUCGAAGGGCUCAAGCUGAACGUCAAAAGAGAGAGGAACAGAGAAGAAAGCUGAACAGUGUGAAAGUUAUUCAGGCCUUAGUUCGUAGUUUUUUGACAAGAACAUACCAGAAAAAAUUACUGCGAGCUCAGUUUGACACUCUUUUAACUAGUAGCAGUAAUGGUUCUCAGUGGAAUCAAUUGUCAUUACUCUCUUCAAAACUACUAUUCUUCUAUUCGCAGGAAACUGAUGGCUUAAGGCUGGUUAACAUCCUGCAACUGAUGUUGAAACAAAAAGCUGCUGUUUUAGAAUCUGCUCUGAGGCCUGGUGACCCAUGGCAGUGGCGUUUACGCAGACUUUUGUUAUUGAGUGUGCAGUAUGUAUGCAGUGCAAGUACAAAAGACUCAAUUGCAUCUCCUUUAAGAGUUGUGGAGGUUUUCACAUCCCUAGAAAAUGUUCGUCAAGUUCUUGGUGAACAAGGGGCUGUGCUACAUCUCUCUAACACUUAUGCCUAUUUAGUGAGAAAGGGGUACAUGCAAUACGUUCGAGAGCUCUUGGAUAGUCGAACUCCUCCAUUACUUGAAACUUCUACAAACCCACCAACACCCUUAGUGGCUUGUUUGUUGGAGAUGCUGGUUCAACCUUUACAGCUUGUAUCAGUUAUGCCAGACUAUCAUAUUAGGAUGACUAUAUUGAAAGGACUUUGUGAGAGUAUACUUUGCCCGCCGCUGACUGAGCCUAUAAAAUUAUUUGUGUUACCAGCUCUAUCUGUUCUCCCUGAAUUUCCUUUUGCUGCUUUGACUGAGACAUUAUGCUAUGACUUAAAAUCAGUAGUUCCCUUCACCUCAUUUCUCCUGUACUCUUUCUUAACUCUGGAUCCAACUAAUUUAAAGGAACAUGGGUUGAUGCCAAAACCAUUCCUUCAAAGCUACCUUCAAAUUUUGGCGGCCCUUACGUCAAAAAUGGGUCAGGUUUUACCUCUAGCAGCAAAGAUGAAGAUGGAUGAUGAUUCCGAUCAGGACUCUGAUAGUGAAAUUGAUUCAAAAAGAAAGGGAAUAAAAAAUGAAGAAAUAGAGGUGAUACAAGCUUGCGUCUCACUCAUGAAUAAUCCAACUAGGGUUCAAAGCCUCUUAAAUUCCUUAGAGGCUUGCUCAGGGGAUCCUCUUAUUCUCCAACCAUUAUGUCAAGUUUGCCAUAAUUUACUAGUUUCACAUCGUUCUGCUGCCCACCAGUAUCGUAUUUUAAAUUUGUUAGCUCUGAGACCAUCAUUUUUACGUGCUGUAUGGACUGCUGCUACAUUAGUAACUCAAACCUCAAUAUUUGGAGAGGCCACUCCCCUAUUAAAUGUUAUUGCACGAGGUGUUCAAACUACUCCAGAAGACUCUGUGAAGAUUGUCCCCCUUUUGGCUGUGUUCUGUUCCCUUAACACAAUGCUUUUAAUCACUCUUCAUGAUGCUGAAUUUUAUUCCGAUGAAAUAACAGCUUUAGGUGUAACAGCUCAAAAUAUGCCUUUUACUUUAAAUGAGUUGGUUACCAUUAGCCUUCGACUGAAGGAGGUGAGCCUCGGCCUGGUUGAACUGGCAUUUCCCGAAUCAAGGCCUUCUGUACGAGAGGAUUACCGUACUGCUGUAACAACACUCCAUGAUCAUCCGAUUGUUUCACAAACAGCUCAAGAUACCCAAAUGUGGUCACAUCUUUUUAAGGUCGUGGUUGGUCUCGUCCAGCAACUCCAUGCUCGAGAUCUUAGAAGACAGUUUUGUCCACUAGACCAUUGGAUCUCCAAGCAAAUUGUGAUUCCUAUGGAGAAACCUAAAGACUUUGUCAUCAGAAGGCAAAGGUUAAGGGCCUACAGACCAUUCCAGACUAUUCGUGUUCUUUCGAGAGAUGAGUUAGUUGAUGGUCCCCCACUUACAACAAAGGAAGUUAGGGUGUUAACCAUUUUAAGGGAGUUACCUUUUCUCGUAGCAUUUCAAGAACGAGUAAAGGUUUUCCAAUCAUUGGUUUACAGAGAUAAAAUUGAACAUCAGGGUGAAGAAGUACAAUUUCUCAUGGGUAGAACAAUAAACAUUAGCGUUAGGAGAUCUCAUUUAUAUGAAGAUGCUUUUGAUAGGCUCUCCCCUGAAAAUGAACCUGACCUACGUCUAAAAAUGCGAGUUCAGUUGACAAAUGUGGCUGGAGCUGAGGAGGCUGGAGUUGAUGGAGGGGGGCUCUUUCGAGAAUUCUUAUCAGAGCUGUUGAAGACAGCGUUUGACCCCAACAGGGGUUUUUUCAUGACAACCAAUGACAAUCUUUUGUACCCCAAUCCGAAUGUACAUCUUAUUGUCGAAGAUUUUACUAGACACUAUUACUUUAUAGGAAGAGUCCUUGGAAAGUGUUUGUAUGAAAACCUCUUGGUUGAGUUACCUCUAGCCGAAUUUUUCCUUUCCAAGCUGAUUGGAAGAAAUUCUGAUGUGGGUGUACACCACCUUGCAUCACUUGACCCUGUAAUGUACAAGAAUUUACUCUUUCUGAAAAACUAUGAGGAAGAUGUUUCAGAGUUAGGUCUUGAUUUCACUGUUGUGAAUGACGAACUUGGAGAAACAAAGGUUGAGGAGCUGAAGCCGGGGGGCUCAAAUAUUCCUGUGACAUCAGUAAAUAGAAUUGAAUAUAUACACUUAACAGCAGACUAUAGGUUGAAUAAACAAAUAAGAGCCCAGUGCAAUGCGUUCCGUCAGGGCUUGGCAAAUGUUAUUCCCUUAGAAUGGAUCCAUAUGUUUAACAACAAGGAGGUCCAAGUUCUUAUAUCUGGGGCUGAAAUACCUGUAGAUAUUGAGGAUCUUAAAAAUCAUACAAAUUAUACAGGUGGAUUUGAGCCAAACCAUAAAACAAUAAGAUUGUUUUGGAAAGUUGUGCAAAAUUUCUCGGACAUUCAGCUUCGACAACUACUUAAAUUUGUAACCAGUUGUUCACGACCACCUUUGCUUGGCUUUAAGGAAUUAAAUCCUCCUUUCUGCAUUCAGCAUGCAGGAGGUCAAGACCGAUUACCAACAGCGUCCACAUGCAUGAACUUGUUAAAAUUACCCGCAUUUGAAAAUGAAAAUCUUCUUCGUGAGAGAUUGAUGUAUGCUCUCCAAUCAAAUGCUGGAUUUGAGCUUAGUUGAAUACACUUUUGUGUUGUAGUAUCAAGAUGUAUAUUGAUACAUGAAAUUUAUAUUUUCUAUUCCUUGAUUGUCACAGUCAAGGUCAAUGAAUUAAUGUAUAAAAAACAUGAGCGCUAGUUAAUUAGAGAAUGAGACAAGUAAUCAUUUUAAAAAUUGUGAGCUUUUAGAGAUAGGAUAUUAUUGUGAAUCAGUUUUUAAGGUAUAGGCAUGCAGCCAAGUUUUCUAUCAUCAGUUUUAAGGUUCAGUAAUAAUUUUUUUUAAAGUGUUGAGAAUCAUAGCACUUAUUUAUGGUAUCCAUAAAAGUCUGAGUAUGUAUGCAUUUCAUUACUAUACUCAGUAAAAAAUUAUUGCUCAUUAUUUUACUAACUCAAAAAUUUGUCAAGAUUGAGUGGAGUCUACCGGCAAGCUAGGUGGAGGCUUGUGUGCCAAAGAAAAUUGAACUCUUUGCUGCUAGUUGCCACAAGAGUGUGUUAUGACAAAUUAUGACAAACUAUUUAAUGUUACACUUCUACAAGAUAUUUUGUGCCUUGGUUAAAAAGGUGAACCUGUUUGUAGUUGCGAAGGGAGAUGUCAUUGGAUUUAGGGUUUACGUUGUAGUUCCAUGCCAUAGCUAAGCAUGUUUUUUUUCUUAUAAGGUUUUACUACCUAACUUAUAAUCUGUAAGCCUAUUCUGUGAUAAUUAAUGGUCUUGUGCAAUCCAUGAGAGGACAGUUUCAGUUUCGUAAGAUGGGAAGUUUACUAGUAUAACCAUAGACAAGACAAUCGUCAAUGCAUCUGAAAAUAAUUUGUGUGCCAAAUUCUUCAUUGUGGGAAAUCAUCCUUAUUCUUACCCCUUUUUUGUAUCAAAAUACUGAAAGAUGGGUACAACAUCACAUUUUCUCACUACGUAAAUAAAGACGAACCCCUUUCCUGUAAAUUCAAUACCUACCACUCUUUUCAUUUCCUUAUCUCAUUGCUCUGAAGAAAUAUAAUUACAGAUUCCUGAAACUAUCACUUUUGAUAAGAUCUUGUUCUAGCCAACCCCUUAUUUAUUUCAUCAGAAGAGAAAAUUCUACUUAUCAGUUUACAUUCUCUUUAGCACGGGAGUGAGGGAUCAGGGUUUGUGCUGAUUUUCUGAGGAAAGUAUGUGUACUGAAGUUCAUGUAAAAGACUGUACAUUUCUUUAUUAUGGUUCUUUUUUGAAUUUUACCACCGAACAACCAAACCAUGAGAGCAGCCUGAUCAAUCAUUUUAUGAAAAUAAUAAUGAGGCUUCCAUGAUGAAUCGCUGAAGUAUAUUGUUAGUUAUGUGUUCUGCUGUCCUUAAGUUUUAAUUUUAAGAAUUGGCUCAUAGGUAUACUGAUGAUUGCAUUGCUUGAACAUUGUAACAAUUUUUAUUUGGACAUUAAAAGGCAUAAUAAUAAAUGUGAUCUUCAGCAUACCUAUGAACAUGGUACUGUGUGUGUAAUAAAUGCUGAAAGCAGUGAGUCUUGUACUUAAAACUGUUACAAUCAAAUGUCAUCUGUCUUCUUUAAACUUUUGUCAAGAAUCGAUAAUCUCCUGUCUCAUGCAUGUGUCUUUGUUGUUGGCUAAAAAUAUAUUUUCAAAAAAUUACAAA